UCAUUCAUCUUGUGCUAUAGCUAUUGAAAACUGUAACAGAGUCUGGGAAGCACUUGGCUUUUGAGUGCUGCCUCCUGAUUGGGCUGGGGAAUGCUGCUGUUGGGGAAUAAUGUGUGAAUACCAUCUGCUCCGAGGAGCCGGAGCCUCCGUGGAUUCUGCAGGAGCGGCACCUUCAGCCCGGACUGCGGGCGCGGGGAGCCCGCCUGCCUUCCCUCUCUCUUACCCAAACUUCUGCUCGGCACUGGAUUUCCUUUCUGCUUCCCUGUGGAACUUUUAUUGUGCUUUGCCCGAAGGCUGAGUUGCUUCUCCUGUGGGUUUUGGAGGUGUUUUUUCCUUUAUUUUUUGCCUUGUGUGGGAUUCCUUCUGGGGUUCAGCAUGCACACCAAGCCGGGAAGUAAAUCAGGGAGUUUUGCAGCUGUUUAUUGCAGCACGAGAGUUAACGUGGAAUGUCUGAGUUGCUCUGAGAAACUACUUCCAAAAAUUUGACCUGCUUGUAAAAAGGGGUUCCUCAGCCGUCGGCUCAAAGGCUCCAUCAAAAGGACAAAGAGCCAACCGAAGCUCGAUAGGAACAGCAGCUUCCGGCACAUUUUACCUGGCUUCAGGAGCGUGGACCAUGAAAGAUCCCAUCUAAUGCCGAGGCUGAAGGAGUCGCGCUCCCACGAGUCCCUGCUCAGUCCCAGUAGUGCUGUUGAGGCUCUGGAUCUCAGCAUGGAGGAGGAGGUGGUCAUCAAGCCAGUCCACAGCAGCAUCCUGGGACAAGACUUCUGCUUUGAGGUGACGACUUCAUCAGGAAGCAAAUGCUUCUCGUGUCGUUCGGCGGCGGAGCGAGAUAAAUGGAUGGAGAACCUGCGGCGUGCCGUGCACCCCAACAAGGACAACAGCAGAAGGGUAGAGAAUAUGUUAAAGUUAUGGAUUAUUGAAGCCAAGGACCUGCCAGCUAAGAAAAAGUACCUGUGUGAAUUAUGCCUGGAUGACGUUCUUUAUGCACGAACUACCUGUAAAUUGAAAACUGAUAAUGUCUUUUGGGGGGAGCACUUUGAAUUUAAUAACCUCCCAUCGCUCAAAAACAUUACUGUGCACUUAUACAAAGAGACUGACAAGAAGAAGAAGAAGGACAAGACCAACUUCAUCGGGCAGGUGAACAUCCCUGUGAGCUCGGUGACGGGCCGGCAGUUUGUGGAGAAAUGGUACCCAGUGGUGAGCCCCAACCCCGGCAAGGGCAAGGCCCCAGGGCCCAUGAUCCGCAUCAAAUCCCGCUACCAGAGCAUGAGCAUCCUCCCCAUGGAGAUGUACAAGGAGUUUGCUGAGUACAUCACCAACAACUACAUGGUGCUGUGCUCGGUGCUGGAGCCCUCGCUGAGCGUCAAGAACAAGGAGGAGAUGGCGUCAGCGCUGGUGCACAUCCUGCAGAGCACGGGCAAGGCCAAGGAUUUCUUGACUGACCUGAUGAUGUCUGAAGUUGAUCGCUGUGGUGAGAAUGAGCAUCUCAUUUUCAGGGAGAACACACUGGCCACCAAAGCAAUUGAAGAAUACCUGAAGCUGGUGGGGCAGAAAUACUUACAAGAUGCCUUAGGGGAGUUCAUCAAGGCACUGUAUGAAUCAGAUGAAAAUUGUGAGGUGGAUCCCAGCAAAUGUUCAUCUUCGGACCUCCCCGAACAUCAGGGCAACCUGAAGAUGUGCUGUGAGCUGGCCUUCUGCAAGAUCAUCAACUCCUACUGCGUCUUCCCAAGAGAGCUCAAAGAAGUUUUUGCCUCGUGGAGACAGGAGUGCAGCAACCGAGGCCGGCCCGACAUCAGCGAGCGGCUGAUCAGCGCCUCGCUGUUCCUGCGCUUCCUGUGCCCGGCCAUCAUGUCCCCGUCCCUGUUCAGCCUGCUCCAGGAGUACCCCGACGACCGCACCGCGCGCACCCUGACCCUCAUCGCCAAGGUCACCCAGAACCUCGCCAACUUUGCCAAGUUUGGCAGCAAAGAGGAAUACAUGUCCUUUAUGAAUCAGUUCCUGGAACAUGAAUGGACUAACAUGCAGAGAUUUCUCCUGGAGAUUUCCAAUCCUGAAACCAUCUCAAACACAGCUGGCUUUGAGGGCUACAUUGACCUGGGCCGGGAACUGUCCACAUUGCACUCACUACUCUGGGAAGUCAUUUCCCAGCUGGAGCAGGGCACUGCCACCAAACUGGGGCCUCUGCCCCGGAUCCUGCGGGACGUCAACGCCGCGCUCAGUAACCCGGCCUGCGUGCAGGUGUCGGUCACGGCCGAGCACGCCGCCUCCACACCCAGUGCUGGCAACAGCAUCUCUGCAGGGCUGCAGAAAAUGGUCAUAGAGAAUGACUUAUCUGGUCUGAUAGAUUUCACACGGUUACCAUCUCCAACCCCUGAAAACAAGGACUUGUUUUUUGUCACAAGGUCUGCUGGGGCCCAGCCCUCGCCUGCCCGAAGCUCCAGUUACUCAGAGGCCAAUGAGCCCGACGUGCAGAUGUCUAAUGGCAGCAAGAGUUUGUCCAUGGUGGACUUGCAGGACAAUCGGCUCUUGGACAGCGGGGCCAACGCGCCCGGCACAGCCGACUCGCUCAAUGACAGUCAGUCGUCCCUGGGGCAGUUGCAGGGCGUUUGGAGCACACGGACUCAGCAGAACAGCGUGACGGGCAUGGCCACCGUGCGCCGCGUGGGCCAGACCCCCACCACGCCGAGCGGCGAGAGCGCGCCCGGCCGGCCGCAGCUGCUGGCGCCGCUGUCCUUCCAGAACCCCGUGUACCAGAUGGCCGCCGGGCUGCCGCUGUCCCCCCGCGGCCUGGGCGACUCCGGCUCCGAGUGCCACAGCUCGCUCAGCUCCCACAGCAACAGCGAGGAGCUGACGGCCAACAAGCACGGCUUCGCCGGCCCCGCCGCCAGCGAGGACUUCUCGCGCCGGCCGGGGGAGCUGGCGCGGCGGCAGCUGUCGCUGACCGAGAAGGGCGGCCAGCCCACGAUGCCGCGGCAGAACAGCGCGGGGCCGCAGCGCCGCAUCGACCAGCCGCCCCCGCCGCCGCCGCCCGUCAGCCGCGGCCGCACGCCACCCUCCCUGCUGAACACGGUGCAGUACCAGCGACCUUCCAGCGGCAGCAUGAUGUCCUCAUCGCCCGACUGGCCUGGCAGCGGGGCGCGGCUCCGGCAGCAGUCCUCCUCCUCCAAGGGUGACAGCCCCGAGAUGAAGCAGCGCACGAUGCACAAACAGGCCCCUUCUCCUGUGAACCCCAAUGCCCUGGACCGCACUGCUGCUUGGCUUUUGAAUAUGAACAUGCAGUUUUUAGAAGAUGAAAGCAUUGACCCAGAUUCCAAGCACAGGGAUAAGCUCAGGAAUAAGGACGAGCUCAGCCAAGCAGAAAAGUACCAGCAGGACCUGGUGGUGCUGCAGGACAAGCUCCGCAUCUCCAACAAGAAGCUGGAGGAAUAUGAGACUCGCUUCAAAUGCCAGGAGGAGACCACGCAGAAGCUGGUGCUGGAGUACCAGGCCAGGCUGGAGGAGAGCGAGGAGCGGCUCCGGAGGCAGCAGGAGGAUAAGGAGAUCCAGAUGAAGGGCAUCAUCAGCAGACUGAUGUCGGUUGAGGAGGAGUUAAAGAAGGACCACGCUGAAAUGCAGGCUGCUGUGGAUUCCAAGCAGAAGAUCAUUGAUGCACAGGAGAAACGCAUUGCUUCCCUGGAUGCUGCCAACGCACGGCUAAUGAGUGCCCUCACUCAGCUGAAAGAGAGUAUGCAUUAGAAAAAAAAAGAUCCCAUUUUCUGGAAUACUGUCCUCUUUAAAUUGGGAAUGAGCACUGCAUGGAAAUUAACCGGCUUGAAGAAUGUAAAACAUGGUCAUAAGGGAGUAACCACCAAGAACAGCAGCCACCACCGAAAGGCCCCUUGUCAGGAGCACUGUGCAGGCAUAAGCCAGGAUUAGACUUUCCCAGCUCCGGCACAGACACGCUGAGCUCAGCUGGGCGCCCCUUCAGGGGGGCUGUGCCGCUGACCUGCCGCCACGGGGUGCUCGUGGGUUUGUGCUUCUUGCAGUUAGCCCUUCACAAGUCCCACUCUCAGAGCAGGUCCCUCGUACCGAGAGCCGCAGGUUUCUCUGAGACACGGACAGUGUACAGUGUACAGGACAUCUGCCUAUGCUCCCUCUAAAGGUUAACACACUGCUCAACGCCUGUCCUAGCUCCUCCUGCCAUGUGUAAAUGUACAGCCCAAGGGACUAGGACGUUCCCUGAGCUCUGCUCUGCUUAGGUACCGUCUCCAGCCUCACACUUCCCAGGCUGCCUGAGCAGGACACUUUGCCAGUAAGCUCUGCAUUGCCGUGCUGCCCCGCAGCCGUAAGGCUCCUUAACAGCAUUCUUCCUCAUGCAAUCGUUUGCAAAAUUUAAGAUGCUCUUUUUCCUACACGUUUUUCUGGCCCCUGGAAGCCCUGGGCCAAGCCCAGGAGGAGCGAACGUGUUGCACUGAGGUCUCCACACCCCGCCAGCACCUGCCGAGGGGUGCAGCACACAGCAGACCCCAAACGGAGCUCCUCAGAGCAAUGUCAUAACUCAGUACUUAUGGCAAGUACAGUCACCUUUGAAUUUUGGAGACUAGCACAGAUGGCUUUGAAGAACCUCACAAAUCCGACAAGGUUACAACUGGAGAAAGACCCAGACAGGUUAGGAAUAUACAGGGUACUGUGAACCGUUUGGUGCAUAGAUUCACACCUGCCACUGUCUCAGUGUCAAAUACAUAAGAACCCUGCAAAAAAGACUAUUUUAAAUGCUUUUGCCCUAAGAUGCCUGUUUAGAGCUGAUUGUUUUGAAUUCUAAGUAUUUGUGUUGCGAGAGACUGGAGUUUUUCACGACAGAAGUGACAUAGAGGAAUGGAAACGCUAACAGGGCAUGGGGCGGGCGCCCCACCACCGACGUUUCCAUUCAUACUUGGAAGUAAUUUUGGGAUGCAGUCAGUGCUCUCCGUAAGAGCUGGAAAAAGAAACACCCACAAGCCAAUUGUUUAGUGCUGAAGCUAAGCACAGUACAUCUUAAUCUUCUCCUCAACCACAAGCCAAGGCACUGCUCCCUCCCCACCCUGAUCUGUCACAAACUCCUGAUUGCCCUCAAACUUGCAAAUUACUGAACACAUUGCUCUGCUGAAAUAGCAGGAAUGCUUAAAUCCUUCCACAGCCAGUUAUUAAAAUCUUAAAAGUUCCAGUGCCAACACUUUCUGGAGUUGAUGCUUAGUUUCCAGAGCCAGUACAAAAAGAAAUUUAAAUCAGGAUGAAGUCUCGUUACAGUAGAGAUUCCCCCCUGUUUUUCCCUAUUUCCUUUUUCUGCAACUGUCAACAACUGGACCUAACCAUGACUCUCCCCUAAAAAGGUCUGGGGGCAGGUGUUCAGGCCCAGGCUCAGUUCUGUCCUUCAGUUUGUGUUUCUGUUAUUUAUAAGCUGUACAUUUCUCUGUGUGUGUGCGUGUGUGAGUGCAGGAGCCCCGCGUGUUCCCUGCCAUGGCCUCGGAGCUGGUACCUGGCAUAGCAAUACCUGGAUCCCGAGAGGUGCUGCAGCACCAGAGCAAACCACACUGUCCCCAAGGUUUCAUGAGCGGCUCCAUUUCCUUCCUGGUUCUUGCGCUUUCUACAGUGAGAGGCUGUUCUAGUGCAAACUCGUCAAAGUGUAAACAAAGCAAAAACACUCCAAUUUUUAUCUUAAUACAAGUCUUAAUUUUUUUUUGUAAAUGUUCUCAGUGUUUACUGUACCGUAUCUAUCUCACUAACAGUUGUAUAUAGUAACUUACUCCUGGUGCUGCUUAUUCGGUCGGGAUUUGGCUGUAUCUCACUGCUGUGUUGGAGAGGUGGGCUCGGGCUGCCAAAUCCGGAUCCAGACCCAUGUUCUGAUUCCAGCCUCCUCCCUCGGGGAUCUGAGGGAAGAGAGCAAAGCCAUGGAUCCAGAUUUGUGGUGGGCCCACCUCAAAGAUUCUGUUUUUAGAGUUUUGAUUUGGGGUUUUGUUAAACUGUAGCGAACACUCCUGAAAAAAUGAGCGGGUUUGUGUGAAGGGGGAUGAAGGAGACUGAGCGGUAUCCCAAGGUCUCUGUGGACUGUAAGUAUCAUCAUCUGGAACAGGGAUUGUGGCUUCAGUGCCAAAAGAUGGGAGGGACCCCAGUCCUUCCCCAUGCCAACUAAUAAUGCUACAGUGUAGUCACCAGCCCCUUCUGCACCAGUUUAAGCAAAUCCUGCCGCCAUCCAAAGAGUCCGGUGUCACUUUGCAUUGCCAUUUGAGUCUGGUUGGUUUUGUUUUCCGCUUUCGCAGCUGUAAAGCACUGAUUGCACUGUGAGAACACGUGGAACCCUCUGGUCUGGGAGCCAGUCCCAGAGGUUGCUGCAAGGUUGCAGGACACAGGUUCUGCUACUGUGAAUACUCCUAAAGGGCAAAGGGACUUGCUGGACCUCAGUGAGGUGUCACAGGCUCUCCUAGGAAAGCAAUCAGCAAGGAAUCAAUCAUUCCCAAAGUUUAGAUAGCUCAUAAGCUUUUUCCUGUUCCUAAUGUCCACACCCAGAGGUAACAGAAAAUGUGCUGAGGUCUGUUCUGUGAUGGACAAGGAGAGGAUUUCCAGUCCCAGAUGGCAGAUGCAUUGAUGUGUUCAGCCAGGACAGCCACAGGCUGCAGCCCAGGGGUCUGAUCUGAAAGGGGCUCAUUUACCCAGCACUCCCAGGGCAGGGGGAGCAGCCCUGGGCCGAGGCCUUUCUGGCAGCAGCCUGUGACCAGUGGGUCCAGCAGCUCCCCCACAGUCCCUGCCCUGUCCCCCACACAGCUCUGCCUGGACAGUACAAAACAAAAUCCAAAGGGAACACGUUCUGUGCCACUGUUCCUAGGUGGACACUCCAUCCUUCCCACCUGCAGUGGCUGCUGGGGUCACUUCCUCACAAAGGUUUGUGUUCAAAGCAGUCCAGGCUGGCCAGGACUGGGAGCUGGUGUGGGGCAGAGCCACGGCCUCAGGGCCACCAGGAGCUCCCUUCAGUGGCCACAGGAAGGGACAGUCCCUGCCAUCCCCAGCCUCUCCCUGAGCCUCAGGGCUGUUUCAGGGGAGACUGCUCAGCCAGAAGGCUCGGCCAGUGCCACCUGCCCUGCUCUGACCCCACACAGACAAACUGCUGCCUUCUCCUUCUCCCUUGGGGAAAAUCACCCAUGGAGGAGCAGGAGGACAAGAGCAGCACGACAACAUGCAGCUCACGGGCUGUCCAAACCAAAUCCAAUCCUGAGGGCGUUGCACAACAUGCAGAAACAACCAUGCUUCUGAAAAGGGUGUCACAUUCAAGCAUUGACUUUCACACAUCACCUGAGCUGUGACAUUGCUGUAAAUGCCAUGUGGCUCUGCAUCAGCUUCCAGUACCCCAGAGUGCAGCCUCCAUGUUCACAUAUUCCUCUAUCAUACAUCACUGUGUCUUAAGAUAUACCUCUCUCUGUAUAUCUGCUUAGGCUGAUACUUGUUCCUGAUAAGCAGUCGCUAUGUUUUAUAUCCUCUUAUAAAGAAAAACAAAUCUUUUUUUGUAAGUAUGUUUAAAAAACAAAAAUGCAAAGUGGAAGUGUUUGCUGAAUCUCCUUCAGCUCCUUUUAAACUAUGUAAUAAUGUACAGAGAAAGUUGUUGGUGUUCAAAGAAAUGAUGUGGCUGUGCAAUUUAUGUACAUUUGCAAUUAGAAAUAUUAAAGAUUUAUUUAGAUAUUUUACAUAA
This is a messenger RNA of Zonotrichia albicollis (white-throated sparrow), 7696 nucleotides long. The record is from RefSeq and is a predicted model, not a curated record. Lineage: Eukaryota; Metazoa; Chordata; Aves; Passeriformes; Passerellidae.